AAAUGCCCUUCGAAAUCCUCAUGGGAUAGAGCUGACACUUACUAUAAAUAAAGCAAAAAUCCGCUCUAAAAAUCACAAUUCUUAAGUAUUCAUCAUAAAUCCUAUUCUCUCCUUUCUUGACUUCAUAGAUUUUGAAUUGAAUAAUCAUGAAUUUGUGGUUCUGCGUUAUCUGGCUAAUAGCUCAAGGAGUUUAUGCUAAAGACCUAUCUGGUGUUUUUACAUCUUUAGACUCGAUAACUUUCUCCAAUAGUGCUAACUUUCCUCCUGAUGUUCCAACUUCUUUGGAGUGGUAUGCUUCCCUUUCGUGGCACAUAGAUGGAUCUACUAUGAGUCCAGGUGAUACAUUCACUUUGCACAUGCCUUAUGUGCGUCAACUUAACGGAGGCGGGCCAAUUAACUUGCAAGCUGGUGGUGUACCAUAUGCAACAUGUAACUACUUCAUUGGUGGUACCGCAAUCAACUAUGCUGAGCUUCAAUGUGUGAUUAACAAUUCUGUGACAAGUUCGAUUGUGGCAACAGGAUAUAUUUCUUUGCCUUUUAAUUUCAAUAUUGGAUGGGGCCAUCACCCAAAUGAUAUAACUGCUGCUAAUCAGUACGUGGCUGGCAAAAAUACAGUGGUAUGGACAGACGGUAGUAAGCAAUUGACUAACACUGUCACUUUCAAAGCUGGCCGCAGUGUUAAUCCUUCAGCAGCACCACCACCAAACCAAAUUUCCUACUUUGCCGGGUCAGAUUACCCUAAUUCAGGAAUGAGACAAUAUUUGCUCGGAGGAAGCUGUCCAAAUAAUCAAAUUAGAAGCGGUACAAUUGGAAUGACCUUUAAGGAUUCAACCAUUGAUUGUUCUACAGUAUUUGUUGGAAUUACAAACAAUUUGAAUGCUUGGUACUAUCCAAAGUCGUAUCAAAACAUAGUAGUCAAUGGAAAGUGUGAUGGCCUGUCAUAUGUUGUCACAUAUAAGAACAUUCCAGUUGGUUACCGAGUAUUCAUGGAACUUUCUAUUCUUGGCAAAAAUACGGGAACAGUAUCUUACACCAAUGACUACUACUGUGGGAAUAGUCAAACGCAAACCGACAGUUCAUUCAAAACUACUUGGGGUGCCCCGGAUACUGGAACACCAGGGGGUGGUGGAAAUGUCAUCAGUAUAGUAACAACCCCAUGGACCGGAACUGUUACCUCGAUUCGUACUGUUCCUCCAAUAACUCCUGGUGGACCAACCACUGUUGAAGUAUUGACCCCUCCACACUUGACCACUGUAACCACUCCAUGGACCGGAACUACAACUUCUUACAAUACUGUCACUCCAACCAACCCUGACGGUACCACUACUGUUGAAGUCUACACUCCACCACACUUGACUAUUGUCACCACCCCAUGGACUGGAACUACAACUUCUUACAAUACUGUCACUCCAACCAACCCUGACGGUACCACUACUGUUGAAGUCUACACUCCACCACACUUGACUAUUGUUACUACUCCAUGGACUGGAACUACAACUUCUUACAAUACUGUUACUCCAUCUAACUCUGACGGAACCACCACUGUUGAAGUCUACACUCCUCCACAUGUGACCACUGUUACUACUCCAUGGACUGGAACUACAACUUCUUACAAUACUGUCACUCCAACCAACCCUGACGGUACCACUACUGUUGAAGUCUACACUCCUCCACAUGUGACCACUGUUACUACUCCAUGGACUGGAACCACCACUUCAUACAGCACUGUUACUCCAUCUAACUCUGACGGAACCACCACUGUUGAAGUCUACACUCCUCCACAUGUGACCACUGUUACUACUCCAUGGACUGGAACCACCACUUCUUACAGCACUGUCACUCCAUCUAACUCCGAUGGUACCACUACUGUUGAAGUCUACACUCCUCCACAUGUGACCACUGUUACUACUCCAUGGACCGGAACUACUACUUCUUACAGCACUGUUACUCCAUCUAACUCUGACGGUACUACCACUGUUGAAGUCUACACUCCUCCACAUGUGACCACUGUUACUACUCCAUGGACUGGAACUACUACUUCUUACAGCACUGUUACUCCAUCUAACUCUGACGGUACUACCACUGUUGAAGUCUACACUCCUCCACAUGUGACCACUGUUACUACUCCAUGGACUGGAACUACUACUUCUUACAGCACUGUUACUCCAUCUAACUCUGACGGUACUACCACUGUUGAAGUCUACACUCCACCACAUGUGACCACUGUCACCACCCCAUGGACUGGAACUACUACUUCUUACAAUACUGUCACUCCAUCUAACUCUGACGGAACCACCACUGUUGAGGUCUUCACUCCACCACACUUGACUACUGUCACCACCCCAUGGACUGGAACCACCACUUCUUACAGCACUGUCACUCCAUCUAACUCUGACGGUACUACCACUGUUGAAGUCUACACUCCUCCACAUGUGACCACUGUUACUACUCCAUGGACUGGAACCACCACUUCAUACAGCACUGUUACUCCAUCUAACUCUGACGGAACCACCACUGUUGAAGUCUACACUCCUCCACAUGUGACCACUGUUACUACUCCAUGGACCGGAACUACUACUUCUUACAGCACUGUUACUCCAUCUAACUCUGACGGUACUACCACUGUUGAAGUCUACACUCCUCCACAUGUGACCACUGUUACUACUCCAUGGACUGGAACCACCACUUCAUACAGCACUGUUACUCCAUCUAACUCUGACGGAACCACCACUGUUGAAGUCUACACUCCUCCACAUGUGACCACUGUUACUACUCCAUGGACCGGAACUACUACUUCUUACAGCACUGUUACUCCAUCUAACUCUGACGGUACUACCACUGUUGAAGUCUACACUCCUCCACAUGUGACCACUGUUACUACUCCAUGGACUGGAACUACUACUUCUUACAGCACUGUUACUCCAUCUAACUCUGACGGUACUACCACUGUUGAAGUCUACACUCCUCCACAUGUGACCACUGUUACUACUCCAUGGACUGGAACUACUACUUCUUACAGCACUGUUACUCCAUCUAACUCUGACGGUACUACCACUGUUGAAGUCUACACUCCACCACAUGUGACCACUGUUACUACUCCAUGGACUGGAACCACCACUUCUUACAGCACUGUCACUCCAUCUAACUCCGAUGGUACCACUACUGUUGAAGUCUACACUCCUCCACAUGUGACCACUGUCACCACCCCAUGGACCGGAACUACUACCUCCACUCGUACUGUUACUCCAACCAGCCCUGGUGGAACCACAACUGUUGAAGUCUUCACUCCACCACAUGUGACCACUCUUACUACUCCAUGGACUGGAACCACCACUUCUUACAGCACUGUCACUCCAUCUAACUCUGACGGAACCACCACUGUUGAGGUCUUUACUCCACCACACUUAACUACUGUUACCACCCCAUGGACCGGAACUGUUACCUCCACUCGUACUAUCAUUCCAACCAACCCUGGCGAUACCACCACUGUUGAAGUAUUGACUCCUCCACUGUUGGCAUCGUCUUCGAUUAUGUCACAACCCGGCUUCUCUUUCACAUGGUCAAACUCAUCGUACUUGCAGACUACGACCACAAAGUCGUUAACUGGACCUGUAACCAUUUCUUACCUGACCACCAUCGUCACUUUCUCGACUGAUGACAUCAAAUCAUCUGCAACUGCCGUACCUACAACUCUGUCUACUGUGGAUGCUAAAACGGAAUCAUUUACUGAUGGCGACUGUGUUACUUGUACUGGGUUACCAGAAAUUCCUUCUACUGAAAUUGUCCCAUCUGUCACUGUUGUAACUGUCACAUCCUGCUCAGACAAUGUGUGUACUGCCAUUCCUGUUACAACUGGCCAAACUGUUGUAACUGUCACGGAUGAUAGUACUACAAGGGUUUAUACAACAUACUGCCCAUUGCUGCAAUCCGGUAAGGUUCCUGCUCUGGAGAAUGCAGUUAGUAGUCCAUCAGAGACCAAUUCUGAAGGAACAAAGGCCACCUUGGUAUUUCAAUCCACGGCCACACCAGUGACCAAUCUGAAGCCUUCUGGUUCUUCUAUUCCAACGAUUGUUGCCAGUAUCAACGCUGGUGAGUCUAGAAAGAUUGGAACUUCUAUUCCUCUGAUCAUUCUUACAAUCAUGGUGUUUUUGUUGAGUUAGUCAACUUCACCUUUAUACUAUUUCUUCAAGACUUUACCCCAUUUUAUUUUCGGUUAUUAUUCUUUCUAUACUUUUCAAAAACCUUCCAAAAACUGAAAAAAAACAGCAACAUAUAGUCCAAUAAACAUAGUAUAGUAUA
Molecule: messenger RNA, 4299 nt
Organism: [Candida] anglica
Lineage: Eukaryota; Fungi; Ascomycota; Pichiomycetes; Serinales; Debaryomycetaceae
Source: the annotation of a GenBank genome assembly